ACCCUUGUGCCUACAGGAUACAUUUGACUCCUAGGCAGUGCCUUCUUCUUUCCUCCUCAUGCUGUUUUCUUCUCCCUUUUUUUUCUCUCUUUGUUUCCUUUCAUAUCUCAUUCGUCAUGCGUUGUUUUAGAGAUGCGAGUACCGUACCAGACUUUGGAAAAGAGGAAAUACCCAUAAUUGCUAUGACUCAUGUGACGGCUGGUAGGAAGAAAAACGGCAUGAAGGAAAAAGGAAGAAGCGAGGAAACUGGAUAUAUUCACUGGGCCCGUGACAACGCAUACGGGAGGAAGUGGAGGAGAUACCUAUAAAGGAGACUGAGAGGAGUUGUGAUUUAUGGAAAGCAUGGCAUUUUUGGCUUCUUUUUUUUUUCUUGUUAUUUCCCAUUCUCUUCUCUUUUAUUUCACUUGAUCUCUUUUUUGUUUUGCUGUUGCUUAUUUUUGUGUUGGAUUUUUUUUGUCACGGUAGCUAGAGGAGAGCUUUUCAGAUACCUUUUUUUCUUUUUUUUUUUUCCCUGUCCUCGUUGGAGAACCAGAAAAAGAAAAAAGAACGGGACUUCAUCAUAUGAAAGAGGGACAGGCAAAAAAAGAGGUCAUGGUUAAUGGAAGGGUUUUCAAAGAUUGAUGUAGAGGAGGCGCAUUGCAAAUU
This is a messenger RNA of Trichoderma atroviride IMI 206040, 645 nucleotides long. The record is from RefSeq and is a predicted model, not a curated record. Lineage: Eukaryota; Fungi; Ascomycota; Sordariomycetes; Hypocreales; Hypocreaceae.